AUGGCAAGACAGUGGUCUCACGGAUUGUUCGGUUGUUUUGAUGAUUGUGGCACAUGUCUCGUUACCUACUUCUGUCAUUGCUACACGGCUGGCAAGAACGCCGAGGCGGUCGGAGACAGUUGCCUACUCUGCGGACUGGCCACUUUUGUUCCGCUGGCAAACAUCUUCUUCAUGGCGCAGAUCCGUUCUAAGAUCCGGGAACAGAAAGGCAUCGAUGGCACGUUCCUGAAUGAUAUUCUGGCGACUUGCUGUUGUCCUCUUUGCAUGCUGGUGCAAUCAGCCCAAGAAGUAAAAGGCAGCCCUGGAGCCAUGUCCAUCGCUCGGUCUUGA
Messenger RNA from Pocillopora meandrina, 330 nucleotides. The record is from the annotation of a GenBank genome assembly. Lineage: Eukaryota; Metazoa; Cnidaria; Anthozoa; Scleractinia; Pocilloporidae.